UAAUGCCUGUCAACUGUAUUCAAUUAUAAAUAAUUUUUUGCUAAUAUAUUUAAUGAUUCAGUUUUUUUCGUUUUAUGUAACAAGUAAUUCAUCAUGGGUGAUUUACAACAAGUGCGUGUGGAAGUUAAUAAUGCCUUUAAACUUAGUGGAUUUACAAUUCGAAGAGAGGCGAGUACUUUUGUUGCGGAGCAACUUAUUGCUUUAACGCCGCAGGAACGACAGAAAAUGAUUGACAAACUUACGGCACAUCUUUUACAUCAAUGUCUUUCACAACCUGUAUUAGAAAAACAACAUUUAGAAGUAGCCUACAAAGAGUGUUUAUCCUUAGGCUUAGAAGAAAGUGAGACUGUUAUAAAUAUUAUUGAUGCAUUUAAUAUCCCCAAAAUAUCUUACGAUAAUGAAAGAAAGAAAUUUUUAAAGGAUGUUGGUGCAAAAAACAAUUUGUACCCUGAACCUAAAUGGAAAGCACAAAUGUUAUUAGAUAGAUAUACAAUAAUUUGGCAAAGAACUAUAAGGAAUAAACUCUUUGCCAAAGAAACAUUGCCUUCUAUGGAAAGUGAAAAUCGUUUUCAAUUACGUAAAAUCGAAGUAUUACUUAGUUCAUCAAGUAGAAUCAAUGAUGUUAUUGUACUUGGUUUUCUAACACAAUUAACUGAAGGAAAGUUUUACCUAGAAGAUCCUACGGGCAGUAUUCUAUUAGAUAUGAGUCAAACAAGAUAUCAUUCCGGAUUAUUUACGGAGAGCAGUUUUGUACUUGCUGAAGGUUAUUACGAUGACAAAGUUCUACAUGUCAUGGGCCUUGUUUUACCUCCAUCGGAAAGUAGAGCAACUUCAUUGCCGUAUUUCGGAAGUUUAAAUACAUUUGGUGGGAAAUCAAAAACAUUAUUAAAGAAUUCACAGAAUCUAUUGAAAUUGGAACAGGAAAAUGAAGAUGGUAUGUUUGUAUUUUUAUCUGAUGUUUGGUUUGAUAAUCUUAAAGUUAUAUCGAAAUUAAAAACUUUAUUUACCGGAUACAAUGACUUCCCGCCGAUAGCUAUUGUAUUUAUGGGUGAAUUUCUAUCAUGUCCCUACGGUUUUGAACAUAGUAUACAACUUAGAGCCGCACUAAAUAAUCUAGCUGAUGUUUUAUAUCCAUUUAAUAAAUUAAGAGAGACAUGUAAAUUUAUAUUCGUACCUGGAAGAAGUGAUCCCGCUGCAGCCAAUAUUUUACCGAGGCCACCCAUUCCUAGUUCAAUAACGAAAGAAAUCAGACAGAAAUUAGGUGAUUCAGUAAUAUUUACGACAAAUCCGUGUAGAAUACAGUACUGUACGCAAGAAAUUGUUAUUCUAAGACAGGAUUUGGUUACAAAAAUGUGUAGAAAUUCAAUUCACUUCCCGGAAACUGGGGAUAUUCCAGACCAUUUAACAAAGACUUUGUUAAGUCAAUGUACACUAUCACCUUUGUCGUUGGCUAUACAACCUCUUUAUUGGAAACAUGCAGAUGCAUUAAGUUUAUAUCCAAUGCCAGAUUUAGUAGUCGUUGCUGAUCAUUUUCAACCAUAUACAAGAUCUUAUCAAAACUGUCAAGUCGUUAAUCCUGGAUCUUUUCCGAGAACUGAAUAUUCAUUUAAAGUGUACAUACCUUUUACGAAGACUGUUGAAGAUUCUCAAAUACCUAAAGAAGACACAUAAUGACGUAUUUAAUAAAUAAAACUGCUAUGUCUAGUUAU
Messenger RNA from Papilio xuthus (Asian swallowtail), 1709 nucleotides. It is a transcript of the gene DNApol-epsilon58, whose product is annotated as DNA polymerase epsilon subunit 2. Lineage: Eukaryota; Metazoa; Arthropoda; Insecta; Lepidoptera; Papilionidae. Gene Ontology annotation, cellular component: epsilon DNA polymerase complex. Bases 94 to 1671 code for a protein of 525 amino acids. Gene Ontology annotation, biological process: DNA-templated DNA replication; error-prone translesion synthesis. Gene Ontology annotation, molecular function: DNA binding. The record is from RefSeq and is a predicted model, not a curated record. The transcript has a single exon.